AUGUCCACGCGAGACCUCAGAGACUUCAAACGGACCUUUCCAACCCAAGGAUACUCGAGUCGUUUCCUGGCCGGGCUGGAACGUCCUGAAUGGGUGAAUCCCAUCCAGGAAGCGGAGAACAACCACGCAAUGGGGUAUGGCAUUCCGACAAAUCAAGAUGAAGAAGAUUUCGUCGCGAACGAGAAGAACUGGAAGGUUGUGGUACUGCGCUGGUUGCACUGGAAGCCCGUACAGAUGGCUCUUCUCAUGAUGUUACUGCUGGAUGUCUUUAUCCUCUUUGUCGAGGUCUUCCUCAUGA
This is a messenger RNA of Seminavis robusta, 298 nucleotides long. The record is from the annotation of a GenBank genome assembly. Lineage: Eukaryota; Bacillariophyta; Bacillariophyceae; Naviculales; Naviculaceae.